This is a messenger RNA of Lodderomyces parapsilosis, 987 nucleotides long. RefSeq lists its product as uncharacterized. Gene Ontology annotation, molecular function: monoatomic ion transmembrane transporter activity. Gene Ontology annotation, biological process: mitochondrial transmembrane transport; monoatomic ion transport. The transcript has a single exon. The coding region runs from base 1 to 987 and encodes 328 amino acids. Gene Ontology annotation, cellular component: mitochondrial inner membrane. The record is from RefSeq and is a predicted model, not a curated record. Lineage: Eukaryota; Fungi; Ascomycota; Pichiomycetes; Serinales; Debaryomycetaceae.
AUGUCAUCUUCAGUCCCUGGAUCGGUACCGUUACCUCAGUCAAGACAUGACUUGAACACCUACUGGGGUCGUGUGAAGCACUGUGCUGAAAUCUCGGAUCCCACCAUGCUUCUAAAUUCGUCGAAAGAUAUUGAAACUGCCAAAAGAAUGAUUUGGGAUUAUAAGAAUGGAGUUAUUCCAACCAUGACUCCGGAAUUAUGGAGAGCAAAAAGAGUGCUCGAUUCUACUUUGCAUCCAGAUACUGGCGAGACUGUGUUUCUCCCGUUUAGAAUGUCUUCUUGUGUAUUGUCGAAUUUAGUGGUGACUGCUGGUAUGUUAACCCCUAAUCUAGGCACUGCUGGAACAUUGUUUUGGCAAAUUGCCAACCAAAGUUUGAACGUUGCUAUCAACAUUGAAAAUUCCAAUAAAUCUCACCCCUUGACGACAAGAGAAAUCGCUACAAAUUAUACAAUGGCUGUCACGGCUUCGUGUUCAGUUGCCCUAGGAUUAAACUCAAUAGUCCCCAAAUUGAAAAAUAUCAAGCCAAAUACAAGGCUCAUUUUGGGUAGGUUGGUUCCAUUUGCUGCCGUUGUCUCUGCGGGUAUUGCCAAUGUGUUUUUGAUGAGAAGUCAAGAAUUGAAAAAGGGAAUUGUGGUGUAUGACAAGGAAGGCAAAGAAGUGGGGACUUCCAAAAUUGCAGCUUGGUACGCUGUUGGUGAGACCGCGGCAAGUAGAGUGAUCAAUGCAACACCUAUUAUGGUUAUACCGCCCUUGAUAUUGGUAAGAUUGCAAAAAUCUAGACUAUUAAAGGGAAAGUCAAAGACUGUUGAGACGUUGACCAAUAUCGGAUUGAUUUUUGUCACCUCUCUAGCUGUUUUGCCCUUUGCUUUAGCUGUUUUCCCACAACGUGAAACUUUACAUGCCAGCAGGUUAGAAGAAAAAUUCCAUCAUUUGAAGGAUGAAAAGGGAAACCAAAUUACUGAACUAGAGUUCAACAGGGGUAUUUAA